AUGUAUAAAUAUUAUCUUUCAUUCCUACUUAUUGCUCUAAAUUAUGCUUAACCAGGAACAGUAGCCUGUACACACACAACUUUGUAAACUGAAGCAGCAUGUAAAGCAUCUGGAUAUUGCAAAUGGUCAGGAACCGCUUGCAUUGCUUACACUAUGCCUGAUGACUGUUAUAGAAUUAAUGAAAUUGGAGCUUGUCGUAGUGGUACUACUGGAGUUUAUGUUGCUUCAUCAAAUUGUUAUGAAAUUACAUCUUUAAAUGUACAAUACGAAAAUGUGUGCACUCCUAAUUCUAAUAAAAAAAUUGAUUAUAACUAUGUUAGAUUCCCAAUUUCUAACACAGGAUUAGCUACUCAUUCAUUGACAGGAAUAACAGUUGCAGAUUUAGGAGCUAAAACUGGCACUGCUUUAGCAGACUUUUUAUAUUAAGUAUUCACUGUAAAUAUAUAAUUGGCCACAAAUACUUAAUUAAAUGCAAUUUUAGAUAUGUAUUAUGCUUAUAGAACCGAACUUGUGAAAACAACAACACAUCCUUAUUACAUAGAAAAAGCUCUAUUCUAAACAAUCUAAAAUAUAAGAGUAAUUAUAAAUAACUAUAAUAGGAUGACCCAGCAAUCACUGAUGCCUUAAGAGGUGCUACAAUGGUUAAAUUUUGGUAACUCUGUGGAGUUUUUUUACAAAGAGUCUAAACAUUUAGCAAACAUUAUCAAACUAAUUAUUAUAUUUUAAACUUUGCCUAAACUACCUUUUCUAGAUUAUAUUUAACUAUUAAUGGAUAAGAACAUACAACAACCUUAUCAUGGCUAUCAUACACUAAAAAUGGAUAUGUCUAAGUAAUUUCUUAUCCAGCAGCACAAUUUGGUAUUAGCUAAGCUCCUGCCACUACUAAAGCUUUGAGUGAUGUUUAUUAUGUUAAGAUUAUUGAUGAUACAGCUGUACCAGGAGCAGCCUAUACCACUUUAGCUCCAACUGUUACUUAUAUUAAUUCUGGAACCGCAACAAUUUUAUCCACAGACACUCUAGUCUAUAUAACAGAUAAAACUGCUGGUACUUACGCAGCAGGCACUGCUAUAAAUUCUGGUACAGGAACAGACACUGCUUCAAAAAAGUUAGUUUUCCCUUUACCAACAGGGGCCUCAGAAUAUUUAUUCUAUAUUAAAUAAACUUGAUGCCAUCAUAUAAUUAGAAC
Molecule: messenger RNA, 1186 nt
Organism: Paramecium sonneborni
Lineage: Eukaryota; Ciliophora; Oligohymenophorea; Peniculida; Parameciidae
Source: the annotation of a GenBank genome assembly